UAACCUUGCUCAAUGCUCAUGAUAGACACCGUUUACUACCUGUCUCACAUCAGGCGAAUUGUAUGAAAAACACUUGUCGUAGUAGAUUUAUCAGGAUGAAGAUUGAUAUUCAUAAUCACAUUUUACCCAAGGAAUGGCCCAAUCUGAAAGAGAGAUAUGGAUAUGAUGGAUUUAUCCAGCUUCACCAUCACUGCAAGGGGGAAGCAAAAAUGAUGAAAGACGGGAAGUUGUUCCGUGUGAUCCAGGAGAACUGUUGGGAUGCAGACGCAAGGAUACGGGACAUGGAUGCACACGGGGUGACGGUCCAAGCCUUGUCCACAGUGCCUGUCAUGUUUAACUACUGGGCCAAACCUCAUGACACCUUGGACCUGUGUGGGAUCCUGAAUGACGACCUGGCUAAGACAGUGGCGCUCCACCCCCGACGCUUCGUGGGGCUGGGUACCCUGCCCAUGCAGGCUCCUGAUCUGGCUGUGCUGGAGAUGAAGCGUUGUGUUAGGGAGCUGGGCUUCCCUGGUGUCCAGAUCGGCUCCCAUAUUAACACCUGGGAUCUUAACGCCCCCGAACUCUACCCAAUCUAUGCUGCUGCUGAGGAAAUGAACUGUUCCUUGUUUGUACACCCAUGGGACAUGCAGAUCGAUGGGAGGAUGGCCAAGUACUGGCUCCCCUGGUUAGUGGGUAUGCCAUCCGAGACUACCAUGGCCAUUUGCUCAAUGAUCUUCGGAGGUGUCUUUGAGAGAUUUCCCAAGCUGAAGGUCUGCUUUGCUCAUGGAGGGGGUUCUUUCCCGUUCACUAUUGGCCGAAUUGAACAUGGGUUCCAGGUCCGACCUGACCUCUGUGCUGUGGAUAACAAAGUCAACCCACGGAAAUACCUGGGCUCCUUCUACACUGACUCCUUAGUGCAUGACCCCAUCGCCCUCAAGCUACUUAUUGAUGUGAUUGGAAAGGAUAAGGUGAUGUUAGGAACAGACUAUCCAUUCCCACUGGGUGAGCUGCAGCCAGGAGCAUUAAUAGAGUCCACGAAGGAGUUUGAUGGUGGUUUAAAGGACAAACUGCUUGCAGGCAAUGCACUGGACUUUUUGGGGAUUAAAAGAGAACAAUUUCAGUGAUUUACAGCAUGAAGAAAUUGUCAAAACAAAAAUGGAAAACAAUGUUUGACUUUCAAAUUACUCUUGAGUAUUGGCAGGACCAUAAAACAAAUACAACCUAUUGCGUGACCAAAAUGUAAAUAUUUAAAUAUGAAGAUAUUUUUCAUCUAUUUAGCUAAUUUAUCAUGAUUUUUGUUUACACUGUUGGAAGUCAUCUGUGGUCAACACUCUUUUUGCUGUUUAUGACUAAAUAAAAUUGAAUGUUCAUUUCAAACA
Molecule: messenger RNA, 1361 nt
Organism: Salvelinus namaycush (lake trout)
Lineage: Eukaryota; Metazoa; Chordata; Actinopteri; Salmoniformes; Salmonidae
Gene: acmsd
Product: aminocarboxymuconate semialdehyde decarboxylase
Exons: 10
Coding region: 63-1106 (347 amino acids)
Biological process (GO): secondary metabolic process
Cellular component (GO): cytoplasm; cytosol
Molecular function (GO): hydrolase activity; carboxy-lyase activity
Source: RefSeq, a predicted model, not a curated record